AGGCCUCUAAAGCCAGAAUAUCGGAAAACCCGAACCACCGGAAGAACUGGAACCAUGAAGAAAGUCUUGAAGCAAAACUAAACCCUGAAACGGGAGCAGCAGGCCAAAAAUCGGAACUAAAAUAUGACGCGGCAUUAAAACCUGAACAGGAAUCAUGACGAAAGAGGUACGUUCCAAAUGAGAGUCAGACCAAGAAAUCAAACUUAAACUGAAACCAAGACUACAACUAAUGGAACCGCAACUGGAAUUCAAACAUGGAUUAAUAAGAGGAAGUAGAACCGAAUCAAAACCAGAAGUAAAACUAUUUGCGCUGGAUUGAUUAAUUAGCUUCUCGAUGGAUUAUGAUUCACGCAAAUAAAUGAAAACAAACAUAGCACGUCCACCCAUUAUUCAAAAAUCUUCCCAAGAUGGCGACACAAGUACCCAAACAUUUCUGUAACUAAGGAAGAAUACAUCCAGUGGCGCGUGUGAUUUCAUAUUCACGUUUAUUUCUUGACGAACGCGGCUCGUGACUGCGUCGUGGUAUGUUUACACCCGUCGCUUGGCAACGGUUACCCGGCGAGCAACUGAAAACCAAUCGCACCAAAGCCGAGCGACUCAGUGACGUCACCCACCCGCGCCGCAGAAGCCGUCGAACGGAUCGCAGGACUCUCGACAUCUCCGAAAUGACGGGCGUUCACAUCGACCCGAGCCGGGCCCCGGUCGCCUUCGGGCGGCUGGCCAUCCCGGAGCUGUUCGCCCAGCUGGUGGAGCCCGACGCCGCCAGGAGGCUGCGGGCGCUCGCGUCCCUCUGCGACCUCACGCACGACCCGGAGCGACUUUACCAGGUGGUCAGUGAAGGUUUUCUGGACCAGUUGGAGGUUCUGUUGAAGGAUGGAGAUGCGGCGGUGAGAACCAGAACCUGCGAGCUGCUGCAUCUCGUCACCAGCCACAACAUUGCCAGACAAGCCCUCCUGUCCUCGCCCCUCCUGGCCCGUCUCGCUCAGCUGCUGGACGACCCGUCGCCGCUGUGCAGGACGCGCGCCCACCGCGUGAUGAACAGCCUGGCGCUGCUGCCCGCAGGUGCCAAAGCCUUGCAGGCUCUGGUUCCCAAGCUGAUGCUGAAGCUGCAGGAGGAGCAGGAGGAGAAGGAGGAAGAGGUUCAGGCCCUGCUGCUGUCCACGCUCAGCUGCUGCUCGCGCCUGGACGCCGCCCCGGCGCUGUCCCACCGCGGCGUCACGCUCAUCGGACGCAAGCUGUCGCACGCCUGCUCCAACAUCCGCAGGGAGGCGGCGGGAGCCAUGAUGGCGCUCAGCGUCCCGGUGGAGGGCAAGCGGCAGGUGUGCGAGGCGGCAGUCCUUCCCGUUCUGGCGGACCUCCUGCGCGACCGGGACGUGGACGUGCAGGCGAACGCCGCCGGCGCCAUCAUGAACACCGUGGUCAUCACGACAGGGAAGCAUCAAUGUCUGGAGCUGGACGUCCUGCCGGUCCUGCUGGAGCUUCUCUCGCAACGCAAGCGGGAUGUGGAAGAGGAGCGGGGGAGGAAGGCGCUGGUCCUGUACUCGCUGCGAGCGCUCACCUCGUUGGCCGAGGCUCCCGAGGGGCGUCGCCGCCUGCUGCUGCAGCUCCCCCUGCUGGUGGGGAGGAGCGAGCCCCCCGAGGAGGAUGCCGACAUUCGGCGCGCCGCUCGGACGGCGGUCAACGUCGUCACCUGGACGCCGUGAUGAAGUUCGGGCUGCUGAUUCUAAAAUGUGUCACCAAGUUGUGACCUUCCAUCUUGACCUGAGGUCACCCGAGGUCAAAAUGCCAACGUAGCUCAAGCCCACUAAGCUAGCACUAACGCACGUACAUCCGGACUGGAACAAUUGAACCACCGCAUAGUCCCAAGUUGGCAGAUCGCUUUUGGAACCAUAAAUUGCUUUUUGUGCCAUAAAUGUACAGCUUUGGUGCCAUCUUGUGGCACCUUGGUGCAAAGGAACUCCAUUUCCACCAAAGUAAGUGCUCGGUUGCCCUCUGGUGCCAAACGCGGGCCG
Hippocampus zosterae (dwarf seahorse) is the source of this 2012-nucleotide messenger RNA. It is a transcript of the gene rsph14, whose product is annotated as radial spoke head 14 homolog. Gene Ontology annotation, molecular function: protein binding. The record is from RefSeq and is a predicted model, not a curated record. NCBI's taxonomy places the organism in Eukaryota, Metazoa, Chordata, Actinopteri, Syngnathiformes, Syngnathidae.